Lytechinus variegatus (green sea urchin) is the source of this 1106-nucleotide messenger RNA. RefSeq lists its product as uncharacterized. Gene Ontology annotation, biological process: ganglioside catabolic process; lipid transport. NCBI's taxonomy places the organism in Eukaryota, Metazoa, Echinodermata, Echinoidea, Temnopleuroida, Toxopneustidae. The record is from RefSeq and is a predicted model, not a curated record. Gene Ontology annotation, molecular function: enzyme activator activity; lipid carrier activity. The coding region runs from base 114 to 749 and encodes 211 amino acids. The transcript has 5 exons. Gene Ontology annotation, cellular component: cytoplasmic side of plasma membrane.
UAGGCCCUACAAGGAUAUAUCUGCUACGGCUCUCAAACGAUAUACUGCAUAAAGAAGGUGUAUCCGAAGACUGUGACGGGUGUUUUUAUCAGGAAGAUAAUUGAUGGUCCAUCAUGUGGUCUUUGUCAGCUCUCGUUCUUUGUCUCUUUGUGACGUCAUUCUCUGGAUGUGAAGCAUUUUUCAAUCUUAACUCGGUGAAAAAAUCGUUUACCACAUCCGAUUGUGGACAAAGAUUAGGUCAAAAUGCAGCUAUCCGUUUCAACCAAGUAUCGGUCACACCCGAGCCGAUAACCCUGCCAGGAACGAUACGUAUCGCUGUCAAUAUCGACAUCGUUCGUAACAUCUCGCAGACAUUGUCGGCUGAUAUCACAGUGAAGAGACGACUCAAUCUUGGUUGGUUUGGAUAUUCAUGGUUUGACGUCACGCCGCCAUGCAUCCCAUCCGCGGUUCAAGGAUGCCGUACUGACCUCUGUGACGUCAUCAACUCCGUUGUGCAAACCGAAGGAUGUCCAGCCGAGGUCAUUGAUAACGGUUUUACAUGUGCCUGCCCUCCGAACACGGGAUCGUACGUGACGCGGAGUAAUCUGCCUCUAGUCGUCCAGAUACGAGAGAGUGAUUUGCCUCUUCAAUUAGUUCGUGACCUCAUUCAGGGCACAUACAAAGUAACUACAGAAGUCUAUGACGGAUCUGGAUCCAUAGUGGGCUGUUUAGAGACUAUAUUUGGGCUUCUUCAUAACCAAACCCCCUAGAUAUAAGAGCUCCAAUAUAAAUUGGGCUGUUUUAGGAUAUCACUUUGGCGUUUUCAUAGCCACUCCCUACAUUAUUAUUAUUAUUAUUAUUUGUUUGGCAUCACCUUAAACGACGAGCAUCAAUGUACAUAAGGCUUCUAUCCAGAUUGAGACUAGAUUUGGGUGCAAUGUAUCUGAAUUUUGCUGUUUUAGGAUAUUAUUUCGGCGUUUUCAUAGCCAACUCCAUAGAGCAACGAAACGACGAGCAUCAAUAUACAAAUGGUUUGUGUGCAGAUUGGGCUGUUUUAAGGCCUGGUCACACCGCCCAGCGUUGUUGGAGCGGUCGUGGAGCGGUAGGCAGAGAGUGCCGAAUUUCGC